UGUCGAUGUCUGCUAUUAUUUUGGCGCGAAAUAUUAUAACCGUAAUCGUUGCCGUGAUGAGCGAACGAUGACCGCAAAUUCAGGGCUCUAAACGUCUGAAACAAAUUACAACGAAUAUUUGGUGAAUUAUGAAAAAUAGGCUGUUAAAUAUCGAUACGUAGCUGGACAAUAGAAUGACGACUACAGAAACACCAGUAAACGUUCAUAGUGAUUUUCAAUCAAUGGGUGAUGAUGACUCUAGCUCAGGAGAUGAUGUUGUACAGCGGAAAGGUAGAAGUAAACUCUUACUUUCCGACAGCGAAGGAGAUGAAGGUGAUACUGCUUCUGCAGAACUGAAAAUGGUUGACGGAAGUGUUGCUGGUCGCAAGGAAACAACAGGUUUAGAAAAGUGUGAAGUGUCGGAUGUUGAACAUAUGGGCUGUGGAGAUACUAAGAGGUCAGAAGAUGUAUGUGACGGCGAACAAAAAAGUAGCGAUAUACCCAAAAAAUCGAAAGAAGAGGUAGACGUUACUACAAAUUUUUCCAAAACGAUAUCACAGAGCAAUGAAAAUGUCGGAAAUAAAGACAAGCCUGGGAAUCCAACUAGGCUUUCACAUAUACUAGACAGUGAUUCUGAAGAUGAAGAUUUCAAUUCACUGUUUAUAAAAAAGGUAGCCAGUAAGAUCCAGAACUCUUCUCAGCAAACUAUUAAUUCCGAUGACUUUUCCCAAACAAUUGGUGGUCAAAAAAGUGCAAAUGGUAAUAAACUGAAAAGAGUUAUAACAAGUGAUUCAGAAGACGAGAAUGUCGGUGAUGAUAGAGAACCUCCAAGCAUUACCAAUGUGGCUGAUAAAAUUAAAAAUAAUAAAAAUAUUUUGAAACCAGGUAAAAUUAGCGCACUAAUUGAUACGGAUUCUGAAGAUGAUAUUCCAACCAGGCGUGAAUUUGAAGCAUCAUUAAAUGAAAAUGACCAUUCCACGACAUCGACUAAUCUUACAAGCAAAAAAGGAAAGUCGGAGAAGAAACGAAGUGGAUCGAUUAGAGCAGCGAAGGAAGAAGCGAUGCGUGAGAUACAUAGUGAAACGCAGAGAAUGCUAAGAGAAAGCCAGGUUUAUCUACCUUAUCAUAGACCCAGACAACGCACGCUACAAGAAUUUUUGAACAGAAAAAAAAGUUUGCCAAAACUACCUGCAACACUGGCUGCUGCAGCUAAAGUUAGAAUGUCUGGCGAGCUUGUGGGGAAAGUUUUGGAGGAGAAGGAGAAAGAAGCAAAACUCUUUUACAAAUCAUCGUCAGAGUCGGAUAGCGAAGACCCUGGUUCCGCUGCCACCAACACUCAGCUACAAGCAAAGAUUGUUAAUAGUGAUGUGAAAACGAUUCCUAUCAAAGACACUCAGAAAGUCACAACUAAUGACCUCCAAAAUUGCCAGAAUAAAAAAGAAAUUCUUAAACAAGGAGACAAGAACAUUGGUGUGCCAAGGAAAUUGUUUAGUUCUGAGAAUGAAUCGAAGGUCGUUGAUUGUCCCUCGCCUAUUGAAGAUGAUGAUUUUGAAGAAACGACAAGUGUAAUUACACACCCUAAUCAACGACGUAAAGAAUUUAAACAUGGUCUAAACAGUGUUAGCAUACCAAGAAAAUUAUUUGAAUUAGAAUGUGAAGAGCCAACAGAUGCUGAUAUUAUAACAACCAAGGAAAGUCAGGAGGAUAUUAAUACCGCUGACAAAGUUCAGGAAAAUUUCGAGGAUUGCAGUAAGCAAUUAACAAAUUUAAUUGAGUCAGAUCCACUGGUAGAGAGUCAAAAGGCUGAUCAACUUGUGAAUAAUCAAACCACCAGGACAAACGAACCAACCGAAGAUGAGGAAAAUUUUGAACUUAAAAUGUCGGAAGAUCCUUAUGAACUGGCGGAUGAUAUGACAGAUCUGCAAAGCAAUAAAGUUACGGACGUUGUUGAAAAUAAAUUUGAAUCUAUAAUAGACACGCCGUUCAUAAAUAAUAACGAGGUUUUUGAAUUAAACGACAAAAGGAAAACAGAAUUUGAGAUACGUCACGCUAAUAAAAUUUUGGCAGAGAAUAACAAAACUAAAUCUAAUAAACUUCACUUGAGUUCAGUAGAGUCUUUUCAGUUAUCAUCAAUUGGAAGCAAGUCGCAGUGCAGUAAAGAAGAUCGCGAAGGUGAAGAUGAACCAACAGGUCAUGUUUAUGGAUUACCAGUACCAGAAUUUGACAUCGAAAAACCCAGAGUAAUGAAAACUCUAAUUCUACCUAGCAUAAUGAAAUUAACUCCGAAACUUCAAGGAUCGCCAGGUAUGAUGGUUGAACUGUCGUCUCCGAAAGCUGGUCUUGAAGAAUUGAGGAAAAGAUUUAUAAAACACUCCAUUAAAAAAACGCCCAAUUCUAGUUCAGAAGUUACUGUAAUGCACACAGAAGAGACCGCAAGCGGUCUGAAAGUUAUAAAUGAAGUUCUGCCAUAUAAUGCACCAAGUAAUGAGAAAAACGAUGUUUCGGAGUUGAGCAAACCUGGCACAAAAUUCGUACGCUUGAAGAAAGAGUUGCAACAUCAGAUGGCGGUACAACGCACCAAUGAAUGGAAACAAAAAGAAUUAGAAAUUGAAAACUCAAAGAACGAUAACGUUUACGACGAUGAGUUGUCUGAUUGUGAAAUGGCAGAUGAUCCUAACAAAGAUGAUGACCUGAGCGAUACUGAAAUAAGUGAACCUGAGGAAGAUGAUGUACCCAUCACAGAUAGAAAAACUUACAAGAGUUCUUUUUUGGAUGGGGAGGCUGAAGUUAGUGGAGAAGAAUUAGAAGAAAACCAAGAAGAAGAGUUCAGCGAAGUGGAUAAUACUGAGGACACGGACAGCAAUAAAAGUAUUAAUGAUAAUGAAGAUAUAUGUGAAGAAGAUGAGGAGAGUGAAAACGAAGAUAGUCAAAGCAAUAGUCAAAGCAAUAAGUUUAGCAGAUUAAAACGCAUAAUGAAAGCUUUCGAAGAUGAUGAUUCGAAUGAUUCUGAAGCAGAGGGUACUGGAACUGGUCUAAAUAAAGAGGAAAAAAAUAGUAUCAGGAGAACGAAAACAGAUGUUGAUAUAUUUGCAACUGACAACAAUAGCCAAGAUGAUUCAAUGAGUAGUACAGAGGGUGAUUUACCCGUGUAUCAACGAUCAGAUGAAAGAAGUCAGUCCUGUGCAACACCGUCAAUGACAAAUAAUUCACUUAGUAUGAUUUCACCGAUAACGCAAUUGACAGCUUUGAACACAGGCUCAGAAUUGACUAGUAUAGAUUUUAGAUCGGUCCAUAAUUCUUCGCAAUCAAUGGAGCCUUUAGGUGUGGGAGAUACCCCAGUAGAAGAAAAACAUUAUCAUACCUACAGUCCGGAGAAACGCGAGAAGUUGCAAAAAAAAUUGUUCGUCGAUAACAAGGGAUCACCAAACGAAACCGAAUUAAUGAGUUUAUGCUCUGGUCCAUUUUUCAACCCAAGUGAUAACAAUGAAUUGGAUAAACUGAUUCAUACGUCAAGAAAAACAAGCGUAUCUGAUGCAGAAUUACUGGAUUUAUGCUCAGGGACCUUUGCAACUCAACCUGUCAAUAUUGAAAAACUUGAAGCUUUGCAAACUGAGGAACAGGUGAUCGAAAAGGAAAAUGAAACAAGUGAUAUGAAAUUUUUAAGUUAUAGUGCAAAGAAAACGUUACAGCAACCUCGUUCAUAUUCGAAUCAACUUAAGAUAGUAUUUUCAUCCGAUGACGAGGAUGACACUGUUAAUUUGCAAUUAAAAAAUAGCAAGUUAAGAAAAUCAAGGAAAAAAGUAAAAACAUUGAAACUAUCCGAUGAUGAGGAGGAAGAUGACUGCGAAAUUGCGUUAAAUUUCAAUGAAAAACAAGAUGAUGACGAAAAUUUAGUUGACUAUGAUUCUGAAGAAAAUGAGAUAAUAGUACAAAAGAAGGAUAUAAAAAAAACUGCAGCUGGUUUCCUUGAUGGGGAGGCAGAACUAUCUGAGAGUGAAUGGGGAUCUUCCGAUGAAGAUGAAAAAGAUUUGGAUAAACUUGAUAUGGAAGAGGGAGAUUUAGAAGACAUUGACCAAGAUCAAGUUAAAAAACAAUUGGAAAAGAUGCAUAUGAAACAAGUAUUGGAUGAAGACCAGAGAGAAGUUAGACUGUUGCAGGAAAUUUUGUUAGAAGACGGUGAACUGCAUUCGGAUGGUGCCAGUCGCCAGCGAAAAUUUAAGUGGAAAAAUAUCGAUAAAUUGGAAGAUGAUAAUGAAAAAACGUUGCAGAAUAUAGAUGAAAAAGAUGAUGCUUUAGAAGAUCCUACUGAAGUAGAAAGUGAAUUAGAAUGGCGCAAACAGAGACUGGAACGUGAGCAAUUCUUAAAAGAGCAUAAGAUAAAUGCAGCUGAGAAAUUGGAAGAGGAAAUGGAUGAUAAUCAGUUAUUCGAACUUGGCCUGAGAGCCUUAAAGAGAAACAAAUGUAACAAGACUUUGAACAAAAAUACAUCAAUUGAUGGUGAAAAAACGGAUUUACCCGUUCCGCGUAAUACUGUUGCAGAUUUAUUUGCCAAGCCAGGUUCUGGAACAAAAACGUCUGCAAUACAAACCGCCAUUCAUCGAGGCUCGUUCUUAGCCAGGGGAGAAGAAUCCUUGGCUAGGCUUUCUUUAAUAACUAAGCAGAAUAAUGACCAAACCACCAUUAGAACAAAGAAUCCAAGAAAUUUUGUAUUCGCUCAUCUCAGUCCCGCCGUCGAAGUCUCGGCUGAAGACGAUACGGAGUCAUACUCCCAAGAAAAUAAUAACACUGCAGCUGCAAAGUCACGAAAACGGAAACCGGCAUUCAACAUGACGCGGCUUGCCUCGAAGAAAUCAAGGAAGGAAUCUGAUAAAAAUGGUAGAAGUAAGCUAUUCGAUUAAAAUGUCAAACAUGUAGGAAUAUUUUUUUACCUUGCAUAAAUGAUAGUGGUAACGAUGUAAAUAUAAUAUAGUCAAUUGCAAAUGCCCAUAGUGUAUUUGUACCUGUAUCAGUGCCAAUCAGUCACGAAAACCGGCAACCCUUAAAACAUCGACGUGAUGCAUGUUGCCUAUCCAGAGCUUGAGAGGCGGGAUCUUUUUUAAAUUUCCGAAAAUUUUUGAAUGACUACAAAUUAUAAUAAAAAUAUUUUCAGAAGGACUUACCGCAUUUUUGUUUGAAAUCUUGUAAACGUGGUUUU
Molecule: messenger RNA, 5173 nt
Organism: Neodiprion virginianus
Lineage: Eukaryota; Metazoa; Arthropoda; Insecta; Hymenoptera; Diprionidae
Product: claspin
Exons: 9
Coding region: 174-4877 (1567 amino acids)
Biological process (GO): mitotic G2 DNA damage checkpoint signaling; activation of protein kinase activity; mitotic DNA replication checkpoint signaling
Molecular function (GO): anaphase-promoting complex binding
Source: RefSeq, a predicted model, not a curated record